GAUACCGUUCGACUUUUGUGUUUCAUCAGUUGCUGUGUGCUUGCUCUAAUACACACACGCACACGCGCACACACACACAUGUGUAUAUAUGUACCAAAGAGGUCUCUGUAUGUAUGUGUGUAUAUAUAAAUACAUAUGUGUAGAUGAAUCAGAGACAAUUAUCGAGUCUCCGAUUGAGUAUGCUGAAUUAGCACGAUUGUUGCAAGAAACGGCGAUGGAAACUGUGUUUUGUAAACAGCAUAAUCCACAAUUUGUACAGUCCGGUAAAUCUUUGAGCGCUGUCUUCUUCGAUCUUGACAAUACUCUCGUGGAGACAAGAAAGGCAGACGGUCAAACCUGCCGCAAGAACAGAAUUUCCAAUGCAGACUGGUACAUGGGCGAAUUUUUGGAGCCCUUGAAUCAUUAAGAAGUCGGAAUUCCCGAUACGACGCUUGCAAGAGUUUACUAAACUUAACAACGGAGCGAAUUACUCAUGUUCCACAGCUUGUAGUCGCGUCGUAUGUACACACAUUCGCUGGUUAUUUUUGACCAUUUGGGAGUGUAUCAAAGAGCAAGGCUAGACAGCGAGAGAACUGUUCUCUGGGAGGCUUGUCAGUUGACUGCCAACUAUGCUAAUGGUAAGCAGUGGCAUAGCUGGUGACACCCGUUAAAGCAUACAAUUUGAUAACGUUUAUAUAUUAAUGACACGUUAAAUUAGAAUACUAAUAUAAAACACUAAGAGAUUACAUUGUCAGUGUAUAGUUUCAAAAGAGAUAGCUUGUCUUUUCAUUCUUUUCUCAUUUCUGUUUCACUGGAAUAAUUGAGCAUCAUGAGUGUACCAGAGGAUAUUGCAAAAUGUGUGGCCAUAUUAAAAGCAGUAGAUACAGACUCAGAAAAAUUUGCUGCAUUGUUUAUGGUUACCAAACUUGUGGAUAGCAAAGACUGUACUCCAGCUGGAAAGACCAUGCUUUUUGAAGCAAUAGGAGCUAAAUUUCUCAGGAAGUUGCUAUCUACAAAAAGUGUGCCUGUAGAUUGUCCUCCACAAGUAUAUAAAUCAGUGGCGUUAUCCAUCCUCUCCGCAUUCUGCAAAGAACCCGAGCUUGCCUGUCAUUCAGAUAUGAUAGGUCACAUUCCAGCUCUUCUGGAAAUAGUGUCACAGGCUGAUGAAGAUGCACCAGACGACAUGCUGAUUAUUGUUAGUGAGGCGUAUACUUGUUUGCAAUGUAUCGCGCAGCAUUCUCCUGGACAGAAAGCAUUGCUCGAACAAAAAGCGAUUCCAAAAAUGUGUGACAUAUACGCAGAGAAGAGCUUUCAAACAGAUGAAGCUCUGAACAUCCUGGUCACAUUGGUUAGUAGAUUCGGACCAGAAGCUUGGGAUCCAACAGACACUGCUCCUUUUCAUGCAAUAAUUAAUAAGAUAGCCUUGGAUUUUGAAACGGAUCACACAGAAAGAAAAUUCGAGCUCUGUGCUAUUUUACAAGCUCUUUUGCACUCUUGCAGGAAAGAAGUAAUUGCCGUGAACGCAAAGGAAGAAUCUUGGCCACUGAGUAUUCAUAAAGGUUUGAAUGAUAUUCUGAAAUCAAAAAUAAGCAAGAAGCAGCGUGAUCCAGCCUUGAAACUCGUGUCUGUAAUGAUGGAUUUGCUGGGAGCAGAAUGGGCCAUGUCUGAUAAGGAAUCACCAAAGAUAUUCUUCCUGUUGCUCAUUCAGUUAGCGUCAAUUGAAGUGAGAAUGCAGUUGGAGGACAAGCAGCUCAAGACUGUGCUUGUAAACGCCGACUUAGUCACGGCUUGUUUUAUCAUUCUUGAGGUUUCAAUUGGUUAUAUCAUUACAGAUCAACUUGACUUGGAACAAAAGGAAAAGCAGUCUCUCUAUACGGCUUUGAAAGGCGCCUUCGCGGCUGUUAUCGGUUUGUUGAGUUCUGUGUCGAAAAUGAAAGCGUUAACGAAUAGAGAAGAAAAAAUCUUUAUAUGCGCCGUUGUAAGAGUGCUGUGUGUCUGGCUGGCUCAAGAAACGAACACUAUGCAAGCUCAAGUUUAUACCGUUUUGCCGUAUGUGCUGACAGUGGCUAACGAUACGUUUUAUGCCCAUCGAAACAGGAAGUUGGCUGAAAAAGCUAAGUUUAAAGCUAAAGGAGAUGAAGGGACGUCAUCCGGAGACCCAGUUGUUCACGAUCCGUUAAGUGAAGUCGAUAUACUGAGGUUACUGUUGCCCGCUUUGUGUUAUUUGGCUGUGGAAGAAGCUGGUAGAAAAAUCUUACUUCAACAUAAACAGGACGAAGUCUUAUUUGAAUGUCUGUCUUACCAUUGGACCAUCGUGCACUACAAGAGACCACCGGUACCGAGAUCGGAACGACUGAAAGUCCUGCAAGACGGCAAUCACACGGAAGAACUAGAUACGCGUCUUCUGGAAGAGAUGAAAGAUUCCAGAACUGCUAUGGUAUCCAUCUGUAACGUUUUCAUGAACAUCACCGUGUUAGAGGCGAAGCUAGUAGAAGAAUCGCCAACGUUUGUCUCACUGCUCAAGUUCAUUUAUAACAACUUACCGGAACUGAAGCAGAUUCCGGAGAAUCUGGUUUUGCACGGUCAUUUAGCGGUCCUGGGAUUACUACUGAUGAAGCAGCAAGCGAAACGCAUAAAAAAGAACGAUUUCUCAAUAUGUUGUUACAUUCAGGCUACUAUAAGAUUUUUGUGGGACGCGUACAUUAUCGACGAGAGUAACGAUCCGACCGAGCUUGUAGUUUCCAUGUCUUAUAAAGAACACUGGAUGGAGUUAAUGGAACUCUGGUUUUUGGGUAUGCAGACAAUGACCGGUAUACUGCAAGUGAUACCUUGGCUGUCGCAAUUUACAAUAGAAUCCGGCUGGGCAGAGGAGAUUAUUGAGACGCUGAAGCGAGUAAAGAUCGGCGGUCUGGAACCAAACGUCAAGUCUGCCUUUGAAGAUUUGCUGUGCCACUUGGUGAAAGCCGACGACAGUGUUGCAACGGUGCUGAAAAAAUGCGGCGCGUUAACUGUUUGUCGGAAUCAUCGUAUGAUGGAACUUGGAAAGAGUCUUUUUGGAGAUUAAAAUUGAACAUUCGGGAGUAUUACUGCGUAUCUUUUCCUCAACUUUUCUUAUUACGCGCGCGAACAAUGUAAAAGAAAUAAAUUAUGUAAAAUUUCUUAUAGAAAUUUGUAUAGAAAAAAUUAAUUAUACUUGAGAUCAGUGAUUUUAAUUAAAUCACUUUUUUGUAAAAUGAUAGUUUUUAGCUCUAGCAAACUAGCUUUUAGCUGUAGUAUUUUGCGAAUUGAAUUGAUCAUUACGUGUUCUCUACGUUUGAUAUUUGAAAUGCUUGUAUGCGCGCGUGCUCCAGUGUAAAUUUAGACAGCAUCACUUCUGGAAAUAGCUUUCUGGCAGGCAAAAAGCUAAAAAGUGUUACUUGCGGAAAUACUAUGUAAAUCAUAAAGAUGAAUAUUAAAUGUUUUUAAAAUAAAGCUUUGUAAAUACAUUUUAUAAAUACACUGUGUUUAUUAAAUGUAAAUAAGUACAGUGGAGACUCUCGUAUCCGAACUAAUAGGGAGACAAAAGUGGUCGGAGAUAUUGGAUUUUUCUGAUAAUAGAACAAUCAUUUUCUUUUGCGUUAAACUUCAUUUAUUCAAACAGAAAUCAACAAAAAAUGAUAGGUUACAUCAAAAUUUACAAUGUGGUGCAAUAUUUAAGGAUUCCAUAUCAUUUGCUAAUGCGUAGACUUCUUCCGCUUCUAAAGCUUUCUCGCGUACCAUGGGUCCAGAUAUUGGUAUGUCUUUGUCUUUAUGUUGACGACACUAUUGGAAGCGUCGUCUACACUUUUAUUUUUAGGAUUUUCGUCAAGCUUUUCCUACUAGCAUCCGAGGAAUCUACAUGCUGCAUAUAAUUUUCAAUAUAAUGUUUUUGUUUUUUUAAUAUCUGUAAUUGUAGAUUUCCCGACACCAUGUAUUCUUCCCAAUUUUGUUGCACUUUCAUUAUUUUCGAGAUCUUGAAUUAUUUUGUACUUGGCUCAUAGAUGCAAGAUCGUGUGCAGGACAGCAUCAAGAGUAUCAAAACGUAGUAUCAAUACUCCUACCUCCUUGAUGCUCUCGUACACAUACAAGCGAAAACAGCGUCCGUGUGCUGUUCUCGCUUGUAUGCGUAUGAGAGCUUCGAGGAGGUAGAGGUCGAGAUACCCUGCUUCGAUACUCUCGAUGCCGUCCUGCACGAUCUUGCAUCUAUGACUUAGCUUCAAUCGUUAAAACUACACGUUUUCGUUUGCUUGCCAUUGUGCGUACUCUGUCGGCUUCAGAUUAAAUGAUUGUGAUUACGAUCCAAUUGGUAGAACACACGAAAGUAUAUAUAUGUAUAUAUGUAUAUUGAAUAUAAACAUCGCUACGAAACGUUGUUCGGAUAACAGAAUAUUCGGAUAUGGGAGUCUACUGUACAUUUUUACUUUGCUACAUAUUGUGACAAUAAAAAUUGUUACAAUGAUCAUUAAAUGCGAGCAUUUUUUAAUUAGUUUUGAAAAUUAUGUAAUGUGAGAAAACAUUUUUCUAUUAAAUACAAAACUUUUGUAAAGAGUUUAUUUAAUUUGUUUUCAUCACCAUCACAUUCAUGCUAUCGUUUUAUGUCCAACGUUUUUAAUGAAAUUAUUUUUAACGAAGACAUUAAAAGAAGAUUACUGGAUAGAGAUUGUCAUUUCUUUUUUAAUUCGUGGAAUAAUUAUUGCAAACAUUAGAUUGUUUGGCUUUUUUUAAAGAAAAUAAGUAAUAAGUUUAUUAUCCAGAAAUCUUUCAAUCAUAAUUAAUAAAGUUUG
Molecule: messenger RNA, 4781 nt
Organism: Pseudomyrmex gracilis
Lineage: Eukaryota; Metazoa; Arthropoda; Insecta; Hymenoptera; Formicidae
Gene: Neurochondrin
Product: neurochondrin homolog
Exons: 2
Coding region: 809-3043 (744 amino acids)
Biological process (GO): neuron projection development; regulation of neuronal synaptic plasticity
Cellular component (GO): dendrite
Source: RefSeq, a predicted model, not a curated record